Molecule: messenger RNA, 1629 nt
Organism: Loa loa (African eye worm)
Lineage: Eukaryota; Metazoa; Nematoda; Chromadorea; Rhabditida; Onchocercidae
Exons: 10
Coding region: 1-1629 (542 amino acids)
Biological process (GO): homophilic cell-cell adhesion
Cellular component (GO): plasma membrane
Molecular function (GO): calcium ion binding
Source: RefSeq, a predicted model, not a curated record
AUGAAAAUUUCGCUUUUUUUUCUCAAUUCAUCCACCGGAUUAUUAUCAUGUCGUGAAUUAGAUUAUGAACAACAAUCGCAGUAUUUUUUGGUAAUUACUGCUGAAGAUCAAGGCAUACCAAAACGAGCUGAUACAUGUACAUUACGUAUUACAGUAACAGAUGAAAAUGAUAAUGUACCUGUUUUCAUUGAUAAUAUUCCAACAUUAAUAGAAAUUGAUGAUAGUAAACAAAUUGGUGAAAUAUUAGGAAGAUUAUCAGCAACAGAUCAAGAUGAUGGUUUAAAUGGUAAAAUUAUCUAUAGCAUUGUUGAAGAUACAAGCGGUUUAUUGGAUAUUCAUCCUGAUACAGGCGAAAUUAUUUUGCCAGGUUUUAUUAAAAAUUCAAUUUGCAAAAAAACAUUUUCUAAUAUGGUAGAUUAUCCAACUUCACAAAAUGAUUAUAUAAUUAAAGUAAAAGCGGAAGAUCAAGGAGUUUCACGAGUGUUAUCAUCUGAAUUUAACAUUCAAUUACAUUUAAUUAGAACUAAAUCAAUGCUAAAAUUAGGUGAACCACAAUUUUUAAGUGACCAUUAUAAUGGCUUUAUUAAUGAAGGUGAACAGCGUGGACAAUUUGUACUACAGAUUCAUAGCUUAGAUCAUUUAACUGAAGAUGCACCAUUAGCAUAUAGUAUUGUAAGUGGUAAUAUGGAUGCAGCAUUUGAUAUCGAUGAUAAUGGACGUCUAAUAACAGCUCAAGAAUUAGAUUAUGAAAUUAAAAAUGUUUAUAAUUUGAAAGUAAUUGGAACCGGAAAUGGUAAAAAUACACCGGAAACGGAUAUACAUAUAAGAGUAAUCAAUACAAACGAUAAUGUUCCAUCAUUCCCAAUGCUAAAGCCUCGAAAAGUAUUGGAAUCAGCAACAUAUGGUACAUUGAUAGGAACAGUGAUAGCAACAGAUGUUGACAUUGAUACACAAUUGGAAUAUAGUUUACUAUCAUCUAAUGAUCUUUUUGAAAUUGAUCCAUUUACUGGAAAAAUAUUUCUAAUUGGUAAUUUGGAUUAUGAAAUGAUCAAUGAGCAUACUGUACAUAUUCAGGUAACAGAUGGUGAAAAUACCUCACGUGCUACAUUACGAAUAAUUGUAGAAGAUGUUAAUGAUAAUGCACCAAAAUUCGAGGAACAAUUUUAUCUAAUUAAUAUUGGAAAAGAUAUUGAAUUAGGUUCAAUAAUUGGAAAGAUACGUGCAAAUGAUCCGGAUACAGGACAUGGUGGUAUUGUUCGCUAUGAAUUAGCUAUAAAUAGUAUGAAUGAUUUUAGGAUUGAUCCAGAAACAGGUAAUUUAUUGGUAAUUGGUAAACUAAAUGAUCGAUCAACAUAUUAUUUAAAAGUGUACGCAUUUGAUCAAGGCAAACCAGCACAAAAUUCUACUGUUGUUGUUCAAAUUAAUAUUGGAAUUGAAAAUUACGAUCGUAAACCCAUACGAUUCACUAGAACAUCAUUUAAUUUUUCAAUACCAGAAAAUAUACAACCAUAUAAUGAAUUUGGCCAAAUAACAUUAAUGGAUGAAAUACCAAUUGGUACAAUAUUACGAAUACAAAAUUUUGAACCAAUUAAUCUUUUUGGCAUUACUCAUGAUGGUUCAAUUUUUUGA